AUGGUUGCCUUUUCCCGAAUCGUUGCUGGCCUCUCGGUCAUCGCGGCCUCCCUCGCCGCCCCUACGGAGGUAGCCGAAAAGAAAGUUGAGACGCGUGCCGGCCGCUCCAACACCAAUUACAAUCAAGAUUAUACCACCGGCGGAACGGUGAACUUCACGCCGUCGACUAAUGGGUUCUCGCUCAAUUGGAAUACCCAACAAGAUUUCGUCGUUGGUGUUGGUUGGAACCCCGGCAGCAACCUUCCCAUUACUCAUUCCGGCACUUUCAAUGUGGCCAGUGGUCUUGGCAGUCUUUCCGUCUAUGGAUGGACCACCAACCCACUUGUUGAGUACUACGUUAUGGAGACCAAUGUUGGAAUCAACACAGGUGGCUCGCAGAAGGGCACAGUUACCAGUGACGGAGGCACCUAUGCUAUAUGGGAAAACCAGCGCGUCAACGAACCUUCCAUCAUAGGCACAGCGACCUUCAAUCAGUACAUCUCCAUCCGACAGGGAGGACGAAGCAAUGGCACUGUCACUAUUCAGAACCACUUUGACGCGUGGGCAGCAGCUGGUUUGCAUCUCGGCACGAUGAACUACCAGGUCAUUGCUGUUGAGAGUUGGAGCGGCAGUGGGUCUGCUCAGCAGUCCGUCUCCAAUACUGGCGGCUCCGGAACUCCUCCUCCUCCUCCUCCCGGAAGCACAACCUCAUCGGCACCUGGCUCCGGACCUACAGGUGGCGGUUGCUCUGCCUUGUACGGCCAAUGCGGUGGUAUCGGCUGGCAAGGCCCUACGUGCUGCUCCUCAGGUACCUGCAAGGUCGGAAACGCGUACUAUUCUCAGUGCCUGUAA
This is a messenger RNA of Trichoderma breve, 831 nucleotides long. RefSeq names its product glycosyl hydrolases family 11 domain-containing protein. Gene Ontology annotation, cellular component: extracellular region. Lineage: Eukaryota; Fungi; Ascomycota; Sordariomycetes; Hypocreales; Hypocreaceae. Gene Ontology annotation, biological process: xylan catabolic process. Gene Ontology annotation, molecular function: cellulose binding; hydrolase activity, hydrolyzing O-glycosyl compounds. Bases 1 to 831 code for a protein of 276 amino acids. The transcript is spliced from 3 exons. The record is from RefSeq and is a predicted model, not a curated record.